AUGCUGGCCGAAUGGCCCCUCUUGAAGGGACAAGAAGAGCUCAAUAAGCUUCAUGAUCCGCUCCGAGUCAGCAAGUCGUGGAGGAGGCGUCGUUUCGCAAGAACCCAGCGAACGACUGGCAGACAUGUGCGGAAGAUCCACAGCUUAAAAGACCCCUCGGCUAAUGUGACCCAUCCCGCUGAGACCAGACCGGGCUGGACCCUCCGCACACCCACUCAGCUCACUUCCGCCCAGAGUUCCAACAACCGUGGCGGCAAGAGCUCGCCUCAGAGACCUACCUUUAUGCAGACAUCGAGGCACCCAUGCAGCUCGCUGUAG
Protopolystoma xenopodis is the source of this 318-nucleotide messenger RNA. Lineage: Eukaryota; Metazoa; Platyhelminthes; Monogenea; Polystomatidea; Polystomatidae. The record is from the annotation of a GenBank genome assembly.